AUCUAAUGUACCAAAAGAAGUGACAUUGUGACUGUGUGAUCUUCACUGGCAGGGGUGUCAGGGAUGCGGCGCAUGCUCUGCAAGUUCAUUUCAUCCCUGCCUGCCACGGAGCAGCAGCGUCCUGCUGAGAGAAGCCAUCAAGUGGAAAUGUUGUGCAUCUGCAGGGAGCCCUGGUCCCGGAGCUCCGCCGGGCAAGCUGAGGAGGCCUGAGCGGUCUCCACCUCCGGAUUAGAUGGUGGCAGAAAGCAAGUGUGCAUGAGAAGAUAAACAGAGGCUGUCCAGCCUGCGCAGCUGAUAAGCAGGAGCUGUGAGUCCACUCUCCCUUUGGUUGACAUUGUUGCUUUUUUGGGCCUCUUUGUGUGCCAGACUGUGUUUGUGGGAGUAGAUGUACCUAUUAAUAAUACAUGUAAUGGGCAGCAGCCCCUGAACUGUUGAUGUAGGCUUGGAACUGGGGCGGGUUUGACUGGGAAUAAUGGCUGACCACGAGGAAGCGGAGUUGUCAGAGUCCCUUCAGAAGGAGGACGGGUUUUCCAGUGAGCUGGAGGAGCCAGGUACAGACUUCAAAUCUAAAAGUUUGCCUAUUUUAAAUGAAGAAGCGCCCCAAGAGGAAACCUUACUGGCUGGUUCUGUGUCCAUAACGGCAGAGGAGAGCGCAGAAUUUAUCCAGCUCCCGACCAAGACUGAGUCCUUUCAGGCCGAGUCCCCGACAAGAACAAACUACCUGCCCAAGCCGGGGAAGUCGGCGCUGAACAGGCCGAGCUCGUACAUGGAGAACACGGAGAUCCGUAGGAAUAAAAACAUGGCGAGAAGGAAGCCCCCGGGGUUUUUUGCUUCCAGGCUGACUCGGAUUCAUCUGCCCAGUCGGAAGUACCUGAGCGUUAUUUUACAGGACUCCCGCUGCUUCCUGUUCUGCAUGUGCUACCUGACGUUCAUCCAGUCGCUCAUGGUGUCGGGCUACCUCAGCAGUGUCAUCACCACCAUCGAGAAGAGGUACAGCCUGAGGAGCUCAGAAUCAGGCCUCCUCGUCAGCUGUUUCGACAUAGGGAGCCUCCUGGUGGUCGUCUUCAUCAGCUACUUUGGCGGGCGGGGCCAGAGGCCUCGCUGGCUGGCGGUAGGCGGGGUCUUCAUCGCUGUGGGCGCCGCCCUCUUCUCCUUACCUCACUUCAUCUCCCCGGCCUACCAGAUCCAGGAGGUCAACUCGUCCUCUGCCAACGAGGGCCUGUGCAUGAACAGCAAUGCCAGCGGCAGGGACCGUGUCGACAUCACUUCCUGUCCCAGAGACCAGGAGGGCAACGAGCACAACCUGUACGUGGCGCUGUUCGUUAUCGCUCAGAUCCUGGUGGGCAUGGGGUCCACGCCCAUCUACACGCUGGGACCCACCUACCUGGAUGACAACGUCAAGAAGGAGAACGCCUCGCUGUAUCUUGCCAUCAUGUACGUGAUGGGAGCACUGGGUCCAGCCGCUGGUUACCUGCUGGGGGGAGUCCUCAUCGGCUUUUACGUGGACCCCAAGACUGUCGUCAACAUCGAUCAAAGCGACCCCCGCUUCAUCGGCAACUGGUGGAGCGGGUUCCUGCUGUGUGCCGUGGCCAUGCUGCUGGUAAUCUUCCCCAUGUUCACCUUCCCCAAGAAGCUGCCGCCCCGACACAAGAAGAAGAAGAGAAGGAAAAAGCUGAGCCUGGACGACCUGUCCAGCGAUGACGACGUCCUCAAGGAGAAGAGCAACAACAACAAGAGCCAGGCGGUCACCUCGUCCAUGGGCUUCGGCAAGGACAUCAAAGACCUGCCCAAAGCAGCAGUGAGAAUUCUCAGCAACGUGACCUUCUUGUUCGUCAGCCUCUCCUACACAGCAGAAAGCGCCAUCGUCACCGCUUUCAUCACCUUCAUCCCCAAAUUCAUUGAGUCGCAGUUUGGCAUCCCGGCCUCCAGCGCCAGCAUCUAUACUGGUGUGAUUAUUGUGCCCAGUGCCGGUGUGGGCAUCGUGCUGGGUGGCUACAUCAUUAAGAAGCUGAAGCUGGGAGCUCGUGAGUCGGCCAAGCUGGCUAUGAUCUGCAGCGGAGUCUCCCUGCUCUGCUUCUCCACACUGUUCAUCGUGGGCUGCGAGAGCAUCAACCUGGGAGGAAUCAACAUCCCCUACACCACCGGACCAACUCUCACCAUGACCCAGAGGAACCUGACAGGGGGUUGUAAUGUGAACUGCGGCUGUAAAAUCCACGAGUACGCUCCAGUCUGAGGCUCAGAUGGCAUCACCUACUUUAACCCCUGCCUAGCCGGCUGCAGCAGUGUGGCCAACGACAGCACCGGGAUCCGUAACUACUCGGAUUGCGCCUGCGUCCAGAGCAGGCAGGUCAUCACGCCGUCGUCCAGCGGUCAGGGCAGCAACCAGCUGCAGCUCGUCAUUGUCAAGACCUACCUGAAUGAGAAUGGCUACGCUGUAUCGGGGAAGUGCGACCGCACCUGCAGCACCCUCAUCCCCUUCCUCAUCUUCCUCUUCAUCGUCACGCUCAUCACUGCCUGCGCCCAGCCCUCCGCCAUCAUCGUCACACUCAGGUCUGUAGCAGAGCAGGAGAGGCCGUUCGCUCUGGGAAUGCAGUUUGUUCUCCUCAGGACUCUCGCCUACAUCCCGACGCCCAUUUACUUCGGCGCCGUCAUCGACACCACCUGCAUGUUGUGGCAGCAGGACUGCGGCAUCCACGGCUCCUGCUGGGAGUAUGACGUCACCUCCCUGCGCUUCGUCUACUUCGGCCUGGCCGCCAGCCUCAAGUUCUUCGGCUUCCUCUUCAUCUUCCUCACCUGGUACUCCAUCAAGUACAAGGAGGAGCGAGUGGAGCGCUGGCUCAAGCGCCACCUGUCACCCGUCGACACCGUGGGCAGCCUUGUCUGCCACCCGGGCGGCCACAAGGGCCACGCCCGCACCCGCUCCUGCCCCGUCAACAUCCCUCGAACCGACCCCAACGGUCUGCCAGCUAAUGCACCACCACGUGCCGGCCCCCUCAACCGCGGCGUCAGCACCCAGAGUUGCCCCGGUAAUGAGCUUAAAGCAAUAACUCCUCCCCCUGCAGCCACGCCAUCACCUGCAGUGCCCCCCGCCCCCGCCCAGGCCCAUUCGCUGGAACAUGUUUCAGUCCGAGUCUGAGUUUCGGGAAGGGCGAGGGUGACAAGGCAGGUCCCACCCACUCUGACGUUUUAUUCUAAAAUCCAGCUGAGUGGAUUUUAGCCGCUGUCAAAGGCACCAAUCAUCAGGUCCUGCUCUCAUCUCAUAACUCCGGCUGGUAAAAACUCAAAGUGGCUUUUACGUUUUGUCUGCACCACCAACCAUCAGCUGGAGGACCUGAUUCAUUCAGCAGCUCCAGACCUGUGGUCGAAUGAUGGAGAGUUGGACUAAUUUGGGGACCAACCAGCCCGGAGUCCCUCUGACACAAAAAAUCUGCUUGGUCGGUGAAAACGUUGAAAGCAGCCGGGUGUUUUCUUUGCGAUCCAUCGGCCGGUGCAGGUGGACAAAAGCUUAGCUCCCCCACUUUGGAGGGAGGAGAGUUCAUCACUCAACCUAACCCCAACACCCCCCCCCUCACCUCGGCAAUAUGUGCCUUCUGUCACCACUGUCGUCACAUGUACAGUAUACGUGCAGACACACUGACACGGUGGACAUCCCUCAGACAGACUGUGGUCACCCUGUAGGAAUAAGAGUCACCUGAACAGAUACCUCAGCUUCGCCAAUCCUCCUGCUUCCCCCUCGCCUCACGUCUGCGUGCUUCUUCUUAUCUGCAUUUGUGUUUUUAUUUCCUUCACCGUCGUGUGUGGAUUUUUGUUUUUGCAUAUCAGCGCUCUCACGGAACAAGAAAAAAAAACCUACAGAAAUGUGAUACACUGCAAUUAAGUGUUAAGAACUGGAAACCGAUGGCAUGGUGCUAUGUGAAAAACAAUGUUUAGUGUCCAUUUUUUUGUUCUUUUUGGUCAUUUUGUUUUUUAGGGUUAAAAACACUUGAAAAGAACCCAACUGGACAACUGGACAGGUCACUGGGCUAAGCAGCUUGGCGCGCACAGAAUGCAUUCCUGUCCGAUGCAAGGCCUUUUGUUGCUCCCCUGACACAAUGACACGUAGUAUUACCGCUGGAAGUCGGAUUGUUUAGCUUGUGCCAGCUCCAUACAAUGCAUCCAUACAUCCGAGCUGUUUUCCCUCCUGACUUGGCACCGUGAUAAGUGGUUUAACCUAAAAAGAAUAGGAUCAGCAUUUUCCUCCUGACCACAUUCCUGGCUGGACGAGUCACCAGGGAUCCUCCACACGUCUGGAAGAAUACGGAAAAGAAAAAACAAUGCUUGGAGUUUUUAUGAGAUUGGACCGGGAAAGCGCUCUGGCACUCUUGACGUACUGUAUUUCUAUCAAUGAGAUGCAGCCAAUCAUUUACCCACAGUAACAUCAACAUUUGUACCGAACACGUAGGCAGACAAGUAGUCGACCACCACGUAGAGCUCAUAGUGUAGUCAUCUAUUCCUCGUCAGCUCCGGAAAUGAAAGCUGCUGGUGAAUUCUGGGAUGUUACCCUGAGUGGAAAGUUAGUUUCUUGCUCUGCGUCCUGUUGGUUAAUUGUUAAACUGUAGUCCCAAUGAUUUAUGGGUAAUGAUGACUGAAAAUGAUUGGCAGUUUUCUUUGCCACAUAUCAGACAACAGUUUGCAUACAUGCAGGUUAAAGUGUGGAAAGUAAGGUUUCCAGGGCGUGGAAAGUUUAAGAGUUUAGCAAAAUCACUGGAAAAAUACAGAAGAAGCUGCUGUUCACUGUUGAGCUGCAGCUGAUGAUUGUUUUCUGUGCCUAUAAAUCUACUGAUUAUUCUUUAAAA
Molecule: messenger RNA, 4835 nt
Organism: Epinephelus lanceolatus (giant grouper)
Lineage: Eukaryota; Metazoa; Chordata; Actinopteri; Perciformes; Serranidae
Product: solute carrier organic anion transporter family member 5A1-like
Biological process (GO): transmembrane transport; sodium-independent organic anion transport
Cellular component (GO): basolateral plasma membrane
Molecular function (GO): protein binding
Source: RefSeq, a predicted model, not a curated record